Messenger RNA from Aspergillus oryzae RIB40, 3990 nucleotides. Its product is annotated as WD repeat protein. Gene Ontology annotation, molecular function: protein binding. The transcript is spliced from 7 exons. Gene Ontology annotation, cellular component: RAVE complex. Lineage: Eukaryota; Fungi; Ascomycota; Eurotiomycetes; Eurotiales; Aspergillaceae. The coding region runs from base 1 to 3990 and encodes 1329 amino acids. Gene Ontology annotation, biological process: vacuolar acidification. The record is from RefSeq and is a predicted model, not a curated record.
AUGCGAGCGGUACUGCCGGGGAGGCCCCGAGCGAAGCUCCAGUCUUUCAGCACUGCGCUGUGGGAUGGUCUCCGUGUCGUCGUUUACAUCUCCGGCCAUGCGCUGGUUAUCCUCGGCGGUCCCCACACGCUCCUACAAACCAUCUACGUCGACGAUACCGAAUCCCUAGAAGCCGUGACAAUUGAUGAAGCCUCUGGCAAAAUUGCUGUGUGUGGCGGUCCGGAUAUUUUUAUUUACCAGCCGUACGGCAUCAAGCAUGAAACCUUAAAAUGGUCCCUUGUUCAGACAUUUCGUUACGAGAACGACGAUGAGACAAUCCGGACCCUGUCAUGGGGCUCCCCCGACGAGCUGCUCCUAGGGAAUUCUCACCUCACGCUGUGGUUUUUGAACGAUGUGCCGCGUCCAGUGUGGAAGCAAAAGCUUGCAAACCCUGUCAAAUUUGCGCAGUUCUCUCCCGACUCAACUUUGCUGAUUACGACUGGAUAUUACGACCGCCUAGUCAAAGUAUGGCGACGGCUGUCGUUUGGCGCGGACGAUGUUCGAUUCGAGGUAUCAUACCUUCCACAUCCUGCAAUCGUCACAGGCGUCCACUGGCGUAAGCCAUUUCAUAAGGAGCAAUCUAUCGAUAAUGUCCUGUACACCCUAUGCGCCGACAACCAGAUCAGGAUCUGGGCAAUGAUGGAACAUCACUCUCCAACCGUUCUACAACUAUGGACACAAAUCGACAUGGGCGCUUCUGUCCAACCAAGACAUACGGCGGAUCAGAGGGAUAUGUCUCGGCGAUAUGGCUUCGUCAUUGAUAGCAGAGACUUCUGUGUGGCUACCGAACAGGCAGUGCAAAGGUCUGCAGGGAGCAAGGGAAACCACGCUUUAGAGCAUAUAAUCGAGGUCGCUAACAAAAGUCCCGAGAUUUGCGUUGUGAUAGAUGGCCAAGGCCACAUGUCGGCCUGGGCGCUCGAGGAUGUUGGCUCCAAAUCCAAGUCUGACCUGAAUGCCUUCAACAUCCUCCAUGUUGAAGGCCUGAAUUUUGCAUUCAUGCGGGGACUAGCUGCAGAUGAAGACUAUGCCCAGAUUUGUGCAUUUCAAAGCACACAUUCAGGUGACUCGCUCUCCAUUCUUGUGCACCAUUUUGAUGGCCGUAUCGAAUGGUAUGAUUCUCAAGUUGAUACAUUAUUCGAUCCAAGCCCUCGCAAAGACCGGAUUGCCCUGAAAGCAUCCUGGACAGGACACAAUGGCCCAGUUAAGAAGAUUGUCCGCAAUGCGAUCGGCGAUACUCUUGUUUCACGUACAGAUGAUAACAAGGCAAUGGUUUGGAAACAGAAACGAAGGAAUAGCGGGUCGAUGCUUAUCCGCAAAAGCUCCCUAUACUCAGAUGAACACAUUCAUCGCACAUGUGUGGUUGAGAAUGGAGAUUUCCUUGUAAAUCUCCAUCAUAAUGGGAUAUCUGUCUGGGAUCUGCGCUCUUUUCAUGCCAGAAAGAUUGCUGCGUCGACCUUCCAGCUAUCGAGUAAACCACUUUGUGUUCUCCCGAUCCCCACGACGGAAAAGGGAAUGGUGUACAUAGCAACAAUCGGGGCUGAUAGGAACGGAAUAGCUUGGGAGAUCCGGCUCCCAACUGCGACAAAGCAAGCGAAUGGAGCGCAUAGUUCCCAAUGCUGCUUACAGAAGUUUUGUACUUUCAAUUUGGGCCUUGAAGAGGAUAUGUCAUACAUCUUGCCUGUUGACCCUGCAGGCCCUAAAGCUGAAAUGUCUGGAUUCUUCGAUAUAUUCUCACCCGACAUAGCGUUAUCUUAUACUCGGACGGGUAUUGUCCAUACCUGGGCUGCUAAGGUCGACAGAGAAAAAAGUCGGGUAGAAUGGCUAUUGACAUCAACAGUUGAAACGGGAAUUGCAAACCCAUCCCUUGCCAGUGGAAGCUCCAUCAGAAAAGCAGCUCUUGUGGACGAGGACCGUAGCCAUUUAACAAUCUGGGAUACGAAUGGCGCGCAAUUGGAGUAUGAGGAGCACUUUGGCCAGAAGGAUAUCAUCCGUGACCUGGACUGGACUUCCACACCAGAUAUGCAAUCCAUUCUUGCGGUUGGGUUUCCCCACAAAGUCAUCUUGCUAUCUCAGCUUCGUUAUGACUACCUUGAUGCUCGUCCUUCCUGGACCCAAGUCAGAGAGAUCUGGAUUCGGGACCUUACACCUCAUCCUAUUGGAGAUUCCUGUUGGCUUAACAAUGGCCACCUUGUGAUCGGAGCGGGAAACCAACUUUUUGUGUACGACAACGAGAUCGAUGCCAACGAUCGUCUAGUUUCACAACUUCGUAUUCCAUCGCGUCGCCACGGUUUCGUAGACCUAUUCGAGGUUGUCAGCCGGUUGAAUGGCCCAUUGCCUGUGUUCCACCCCCAAUUCUUGGCGCAGUGUAUCCUAAGUGGCAAGAGUAAUUUGGCACAUUCCAUUUUGAUAAGGUUGCACCGGAAGCUCAAGUUCUAUACUGAAGGCGAUGACCUUGACGGUUUCUUGGACAUGUCCCUGGAAGAUUUCUAUUUGGAACACGAUACCUCACAGAAAGCGUCGUCUAAGGAACUACAUUCUGCGUACGAAGAUCUUUCGCUAGAGGAUGAACCAUCUGUCAUGGACGAAAACACUGCUAUUGUGCUCAAUGAAAAUUUAGCUAGAGUUGCUUUGCCACAACUUUCCAGUCAAGAGCAAUUCCGCCUGGCUGAUACUAUCGAAUGCGUUGCCACUGUCGAAAAGCAUCGGCGCUCAAUGGAUGACAACGCUGCCCGCUAUCUGCUGUUCUUCCGGCAGCAUAUGCUGCGAAGAACGCAAGGCGUCGCCAACAAAGAUACAGUCUCCUGGAGAGAGAUCGUCUGGGCUUUUCAUAGUGGUAGCCAGGAUAUUCUUCUAGACCUUGUGUCGAGACAAUUCGGCGGUAAGAUGGUAUGGAAGGCGGCCAGGGAGAGCGGCUUGUUCAUGUGGCUAUCGAAUACCACGGCUAUUCGAGCUCAACUGGAAGUCGUUGCCCGGAAUGAGUACACUAAAACAGAAGAAAAGAAUCCAAUUGACUGUUCACUCUAUUACUUUGCUCUCGGGAAGAAGAACAUUCUCCAGGGUCUCUGGCGCAUGGCCCAUUGGAAUCGUGAGCAAGGUGCGACUCAGCGAUUACUUGCGAAUAACUUCCAAGAGCCUCGUUGGAAAACAACCGCUUUGAAAAAUGCAUACGCCUUGCUUGGGAAGCGCAGAUUUGAGUAUGCGGCGGCCUUUUUCCUUCUUGCGGAUCACUUGCGCGAUGCUGCUAUGGUCUGUAUCAAUCAAGUCGGUGAUCUCCAGCUCGCAAUUGCCAUUGUACGCGCCUACGAAGGGGAUGACGGACCGGUGUUGAAGGAAAUUCUGGAAGAGAGGGUUUUACCCGAAGCUGCCUCUGAUGGAAACCGAUGGAUGGCUUCCUGGGCUUUCUGGAUGUUGGGCCGUCGUGAUAUGGCUGUACGCUCGCUCAUUUCCCCAGUUGAAACACUCAUUCCUUCCACACCUGCUUCUCCAGGAAGCCCUGGGAUGAUCCCGCUACAUGCCAAAUCGUACUUAUCGAACGAUCCUGCUUUGGUAGUCCUAUACAAACAGCUUCGUGAGAAAACAUUGCAGACCUUGAAGGGUGCAUCUAAAGUCUCUGGCCCAGCAGAAUGGGGCUUUGUCAUACGCAAUGCGCGCCUCUAUGAUCGAAUGGGUUGUGACCUUCUCGCUUUGAACCUGGUGCGUUAUUGGGAGUUCUUGGCCGAGCCUCCACCCGCCAAAGGAGUGAGGGAAAUAUCAUUUGACCUGCAGCAAAAUGGUGUUGAUUACCGGAAGAUGCUUCGACGACGAAGCAGUCUCGUGGUAGCAGACAUGCCAAUCAAGACCGGCGUGCCACCGUCUUCGAAGGCGCCCGAUGCGCCGAAGAAACCACAGCCACCCCCGACCAUGAUCCACGAGCCUGACCCCAAUUCGCUACUCGACAGUUUUGGGUUCUAG